Molecule: messenger RNA, 3353 nt
Organism: Ochotona curzoniae (black-lipped pika)
Lineage: Eukaryota; Metazoa; Chordata; Mammalia; Lagomorpha; Ochotonidae
Gene: TRAF3
Product: TNF receptor associated factor 3
Exons: 12
Coding region: 577-2283 (568 amino acids)
Biological process (GO): Toll signaling pathway; regulation of apoptotic process; regulation of defense response to virus
Cellular component (GO): plasma membrane signaling receptor complex
Molecular function (GO): tumor necrosis factor receptor binding; zinc ion binding
Source: RefSeq, a predicted model, not a curated record
UUUUACCAAAAUGAACUAUAGCAGUGCAUACAUGUUUUAAGAUUUGUUUAUUGUGCUGCCACGUUGGCAGGGGCUGAUGAGAUGCUGCGUGGGCGGGGUGCGAUGCUGGCGUGGCAUCCAGUAGCUUAGGCUGCUGCACUGCCACAGCGGUGCCAGAAAUUGUUGUAGUUGUUUUGCUUUGUGAUCAGUUUGAGUUAAUUUUUGUGCCUUUUCUGAAGUAGGGUCCAGUUUUAUAUUUUGCAUAUGGAUGUCCGGUGAUUUUGACGAGGCUGUCACCCUCCACUGGCGUUAAUAUCCUUGUCACCGGUUAACUGUCAGAAGCCCACCUGCUUCCGUUGGAGACAAGGAGUGCGUCCUGCCCUCACUGUCUCCACUAGCGGGCUGUGCGUCCGGCUCCCUCGGCGCUGCUGAGCUGUGGACCAAGGGUCGUGAGCCCAGAUGAGUAAGCUGAGGCCCCAGGAAGUUGUGCCGCUGGGUUAGGGUGCCACAGCGGCUCCGAAGCCGACCUCGGCUCAGAAGCCUGGCCCCUGGCUGCCUGAGGAUCGCCCUCCCGACGGAAGAGAGCUCUUCACUAAAAUGGAGUCAAGUAAAAAGGUGGACUCCCCUUGCGCCAUGCAGGCCAACCCCCCGCUGAAGCACCACCCCGACCGCGGCCCUGGGACAGCUGUGUUUGUGCCCGAGCAGGGAGGUUACAAGGAGAAGUUUGUGAAGCCCGUGGAAGACAAGUACAAGUGUGAGAAGUGCCGCCAGGUGCUGUGCAACCCGAAGCAGACCGAGUGUGGGCACCGGUUCUGUGAGAGCUGCAUGGCUAACGUGCUGAGCUCUCCAAGUCCAAAGUGCACCGCGUGUCAAGAAAGCAUCGCCAAGGACAAGGUGUUUAAAGACAAUUGCUGCAAGAGAGAGAUCCUGGCCCUUCAGAUCUGUUGUCGGAAUGAAAGCAGAGGCUGUGCAGAGCAGUUAACACUGGGGCACCUGCUGGUACAUUUAAAAAAUGUCUGUCAGUUUGAGGAGCUUCCCUGUGUGCGCCCCGAUUGCAAAGAGAAGGUGUUGCGGAAGGAUCUGCGUGACCACGUGGAGAAGACCUGCAAGUACCGGGAGGCCACGUGCGGCCACUGCAAAAGCCAGGUCCCCAUGGUCACCCUGCAGAAACAUGAAGACACCGAGUGUCCCUGCGUGGUGGUGUCUUGCCCUCACAAGUGCGGCGUGCAGACCCUGUUGAGGAGCGAGUUGAGUGCACACUUGUCAGAGUGUGUCAAUGCCCCCAGCACCUGUAGCUUUAAGCGCUAUGGCUGCGUGUUUCAGGGGACGAACCAGCAGAUCAAGGCCCAUGAGGCCAGCUCGGCAGUGCAGCACGUCAACCUGCUCAAGGAGUGGAGCAACUCUCUGGAGAAGAAGGUUUCCUUGCUGCAGAAUGAGAGUGUGGAGAAGAACAAGAGCAUCCAGAGCCUGCACAACCAGAUCUGCAGCUUCGAAAUUGAGAUUGAAAGACAGAAGGAGAUGCUUCGAAAUAACGAGUCCAAAAUACUGCAUUUGCAGCGAGUAAUAGACAGCCAAGCGGAGAAGCUGAAGGAGCUGGACAAGGAGAUCCGCCCCUUCCGGCAGAACUGGGAGGAAGCAGACAGCAUGAAGAGCAGCGUGGAGUCGCUCCAGAACCGAGUGAGCGAGCUGGAAAGCGUGGACAAGUGUGCCGGGCAGGCAGCUCGCAACACAGGCCUGCUGGAAUCCCAGCUGAGCCGGCAUGACCAGAUGUUGAGCGUUCACGACAUCCGCCUGGCGGACAUGGACCUGCGCUUCCAGGUCCUGGAGACCGCCAGCUACAACGGCGUGCUGAUCUGGAAGAUCCGGGAUUACAAGCGGCGGAAGCAGGAGGCCGUGAUGGGGAAGACCCUGUCCCUUUACAGCCAGCCUUUCUACACGGGCUACUUCGGCUACAAGAUGUGUGCCAGGGUCUACCUGAACGGGGACGGCAUGGGCAAGGGCACGCACCUGUCCCUGUUCUUUGUCAUCAUGCGUGGAGAGUACGAUGCCCUGCUGCCUUGGCCGUUCAAGCAGAAAGUGACGCUCAUGUUGAUGGAUCAGGGGUCUUCCCGGCGCCAUCUGGGAGACGCCUUCAAGCCAGACCCCAACAGCAGCAGCUUCAAGAAGCCCACCGGGGAGAUGAACAUCGCCUCCGGCUGCCCCGUCUUCGUGGCUCAGACGGUCCUGGAGAACGGGACGUAUAUUAAAGAUGAUACAAUCUUUAUUAAAGUCAUAGUGGAUACUUCGGACCUGCCCGACCCCUGACGAGUUGCUGGGAGGUGGAGUUGGCAGAAGGUAACUCCUCCGGGGGGGUGAGCCGGUCUGUCUUCACUGAGGUCCUCGCGCUCAGAACGGGACCUUGCGGAGGCCGAGCGGCGGGCAGGCGUGCGGCCGGCGGGAGGAGCCACUGCGAGACCACCCGGACGCGUUUCCCACAGACUAGCAACAUUCACUCUGAGGAAGUAUUUAUCCUUUGCCAAGAUAAAUCUUGCUGUCAGAGAAGAGUUUCAUUUUCAUUUUUAAGAUCUAGUUAACUAAGGUGGAAAACAUAUAUGCUAAACAAACACGUGGUUUUUUUCCUUCCUUAAACUUGCACACCGAAAACAUACAGACACACACACGUGGGGACAGCUGGACACCUCAGCAUGUUAAAUGAAAGGAAAGUUUAUGAAAUAAUAAUGCAGUUCUGAUAUAUUCGUUCUAAAAUUCAAGAGCUCAAUCUUGUUUCAAAUAUAGUAUAUAUUGUCUAUUUUGAAGGCCUCAUCUGGUCUCUGUUUUAAUAAUUUGUUUGUCAGAAGACCCUGAAGUAUGCCUACGUCUUUUUUGGAAAUCUCUAAAUUCAGAAUCAUUUUUUUUUUUAAUUUAAAGUUCUACAAAUAAUUGUUACUGCAAACAUUUUAUUUUAAAAACGUUGAUAGACUGAUAUUUCUUGGAAGAAAAUGUAAAAUAUCAGACACUGGUUAUCACUUGUGAUAGGAAAGAGGAAUCUCAACCUGCUGUUAUUUCUCGUGAGAAAUGUACCUUCGAACCCUGUCGUAGUCGAUGACACUACUUCACGCGGCUGUGGGCCAGCUCAUGGAUGCUGUGCAUCGUUCUCGGACUUAUAGUUGUUUUCACCCUAAAAUAGGGCAUUCGUUGAACUUUGGAGUUCUAAACAAAACCCUGUAAAUUCUGCCCCAUGUGUCCCACCAAGCUCUCUGUGGCCGACAGCCCGAGCUCGGCUCCAGUGUCCCGCGUCCGGGGUGGGCAGGCGGCCCGUGCUGAGGGAGGCCGUGGCAGGCGUGCUUUUCAUCCUGUCAUUUGCUGCAUUCUGUCUGAUCUCUGAGCGCAGAGGU